Brassica oleracea var. oleracea is the source of this 909-nucleotide messenger RNA. Its product is annotated as putative CCR4-associated factor 1 homolog 4. The record is from RefSeq and is a predicted model, not a curated record. Bases 1 to 909 code for a protein of 302 amino acids. Gene Ontology annotation, cellular component: P-body; CCR4-NOT core complex; CCR4-NOT complex. Gene Ontology annotation, molecular function: poly(A)-specific ribonuclease activity; nucleic acid binding. Lineage: Eukaryota; Viridiplantae; Streptophyta; Magnoliopsida; Brassicales; Brassicaceae. The transcript has 5 exons.
AUGAGAGGGUGUAUACCAACAAGAAGACCGGCCAGAUUGAUCACGGUUAAUUUCAAGGAUUUUGAUGCGAGAACCGAUGCUUGUAACGAGAAGUCGAUAGAGUUUCUUAGACGCAACGGUCUCAAUUUCAAGAAAAUCAGACAAGAGGGAGUGGGGAUCGAAGAGUUUUUCAAAGAGUUCGGUCAGAUUCUCAAAGACGUGGACAAGAAGUUGAAGUGGGUUUCGUUCGACGGUUCGUACGACUUAGCGUAUCUGGUUCAAGGCCUGACCGGAAGAAAACCACUGCCCGAGACUUUAGAAGCUUUUAACAAAACCGUUGAGGAAACUCUAGGGCUUACUUUUGAUGUCAAGAAGAUUGCGGUUGAUUGCAAAGGUGUGUCUGCCCGCUACGGUUUGCAGAGAAUAGCAGACGAUCUUCACAUCAAACGUGUGGGUGAUGCGCACCAUGCCGGUUCCGACAGCGAGCUCACUGCCCGAGUGUUUACUGACUUGAUUUUCAGCAUAUCGAAGGAGCAACAGAGAGAGCGUGAAGAGGAGAAACAGAAUGAAGAGCGUAUGAAACGUGCUAUGCAUAUUAUGCACGAAGCCGAAGAAGCUUUUGUGAUGGAAAGACGUGGUUAUGAGAAGGUACAGCCAAGAUGUGGUUACUUACCGGUACUGCAUCCACAACCAAGACCGGUUGUGUACCAUCCUUACCCACCACAGUUUGCUGGCUACUUUUGUUUGGCUUCCUUUGACUAUUGGGUUGGGACAGUGAUAAGACUCUUGGAAAUUAAAGACGAUCUUAUUGCUUAUCGUACCAACCGUUGCCAGCUCAGCUUCAUUCUAAGAGUCUCCUUGUGCCAGCUCAGCUUCUGUACUCAUCAGACUGUUACAUCUCUGGUGCCCAUCGUUUGCUUGGUCAUCUAA